This is a messenger RNA of Heterostelium album PN500, 3057 nucleotides long. It is a transcript of the gene fbxA, whose product is annotated as cheaterA. The transcript is spliced from 5 exons. Gene Ontology annotation, molecular function: lipid binding; protein binding. NCBI's taxonomy places the organism in Eukaryota, Evosea, Eumycetozoa, Acytosteliales, Acytosteliaceae. The coding region runs from base 1 to 3057 and encodes 1018 amino acids. The record is from RefSeq and is a predicted model, not a curated record.
AUGCAAUAUGUAAAUGGACACGACAUUUCAUCACAAAGCAUUACCGAAGUUCAUACAUUAGCAGUUACAAAUAAGAUACCAUGGGUUCCUCUUCAACUUGAAUCUGAUGUAUAUAGCACUAUCUAUGAAUAUACAUCAAAGGAAAAAGGAAUUCACCUAUCGAAGGGUAUAGCAGAGUUUCCAAUAUCACCUGAAAAUAUGUUUGAAUUACUCUAUACAAUAUCUGAACGUAGAAAAUGGGAUACAUCUUGUGUGGAAGCAAACAUGCUGGAGGAAUAUGAUCAUUUGAAUCAUAUCAUUCAAAUGCAGAUUUCACAUCCACUGGGUGUACUCAACAUGAUUUUGUAUAGAAGUUGUAAAUAUGAACCACAAUCACGUCUCUAUGUCAUUGCGAUGAGAUCCAUUGAAAUCGAGACUGAUGAUCCAUCUGAGAAUGAGGCAUUUGAAUGCCUACCAAAUGGUUGGGUCAUUCAAGGUAUUGAUGGUCAUCGUGAUCGUUGUAAACUAAUCUUUGUACAACAGUGUCAUAUUAGAGAUAUUGAACUUCAAAAGAUACCUGGAUACAAAAGUUUAAAAAAAUCAAAAGAACCAAAUUCAAUUUUAAAUUAUCAUUAUUUAACUAUAUUCCCGGCUACUGUUAGUGGCAGAUUGGGUCGAAUAUUUGAAUGUAUUAGAAAUCAUAUUUCAAAGAAUGUAAGAGAGAUUGAAACCAAAGACACAAGAUUGAAGAUCUUGGAGCAGGCCGAGAGAGAAUUGAAUGAAUGUUUUGGUACCACCACUGUUGAUUAUGGUUGGGUCUCAUAUCUAAAGAAAUACGAUAUGGAGCUCUUGGUCAAGAAGACCAACGAUAUUUACUACAUGGUUGGUAAAGGUAGUUUCUCAUCUGAGUACUCUCCAUCACAAAUCGGUGAUCUAUUAUAUAGUUCACAACCGUGGAGUUGGGAUACUUUUUAUGAUAAAGGUUAUGUUGUUGAAGAUAUAAAUGAUCAUUGUAGAGAAGUUGAUUUAUAUUAUAGAAUGUGGCAUGAAUCAUUCUCGAUGAAAGUAUUGCAGACCGUUAAGAAAGGUCCUGGAAACUGUUCGACUGUGCUCUGGCGUUCCAUUUGUACAAGUGAUGUUGUCAAUGAGAACGACAUGGAACUCAGCUAUCUUCCGAGCGGUAUCGAGCUGACCGACGCGCCUGGAGCACCCUCUGAGUUCUACAACAUGGUCGAAGAUUUUGCUAACCUCUUGCUCUCUGACAACAUCGGAGUGAGCAAGAAGAAAGCCUUUAGAAACUCGGAAGACUCCACCAAGUCAAAGCGAAAGCGUAACUUUGUUGACGAGUCGGUCGAGCAGCAGCAAGUCGUAGACAAUCGACCGACCAUUCGUGCCACUACCAAUAUCAUUUCGCACAAGAUGAACUGUAACGAUGGAAUGGUUCCAAAGAUGUGGAAUGCACCCAAACGACAGCCAUUCUUGUUCUUGGUGUCCGAGAAGAAUGACAAGCAGAAACUCAGAAGAAAGGAUGUCAGCAUAACCAACUCUAACUUUGAUACACUGCCAGAGGAGAUCGUACAGCUGAUCCUCUCAUUCCUCAGAGCCAGUGAUAUUCUCACUGUCUCCAUGGUUUGUAAGCGAUUCAAGAUGGCAACAGACUCAUCGUCGCUGUGGAAACAACUAUACAUUUUGAAUCCGCUAUUCAACAAAUCGGUACCAAAGAAGUAUCGUCCCAUUCAACAAAUUCUCAAUAAUCACAAUCAUGAACACAUGCCAUUAUCACAACAACAACAACAACAGCAACAACAACAAUCACCACUUCCAGUGCAGUCGAAUGGCGAUGCGAAUCCAACGCCAAUUGAACUCGAGGAUUUCAUCACAAUGGUCAGCAAGAUCUCUGCGGAAACAAACAAUCCCGAGAAAUCCAAAGAGAUGAAAUCGUGUGGUUGCAAUCACUCUUGUAUUUGUCCGUGUCGUAACGAUUGCAACUGUGAAUGUCUAAACGAAGAUAUAAUGGGUGUUUCCAAUUGGCGAAGCCAAUACCUCCACAAGAUUAAACUUGCUGAUCGAUGGGCAUCUGCAAAACCCAAGAAAAUCACUGAGCUCAAUGGUCACACCAAGGCAAUCCGUUGCUUAAAGGCAGAGGGUAACUCGGCAGUCUCUGUCUCAACCGAUAAGAAAGUUCGAUUCUGGAACCUCAAUUCCGGACAAUACAUUAACACCUUCGAGGAGUCAUCGACUGCCGUCGUCUCGAUUGACUAUGAUCGCUCGGCAAAGUCAUCAUUCAUUUGGCCGUUGACAGAGUACACCAAGGUGCAUAUCGGUCACAAAAACGGAAGCGUGACACUCGUGGACUUUAUGAGCAAACCAUACCAAACCAUUUCCACUCAGCGUCCAGUGUUACUCGCAGACGGAUUCGACUUUACCAACCCAGGAAAGUAUAUCAUAUGGGAGAGCUCGAAUGUCGAGUGCUGGGAGGAGGAGAAAAAGGCACGUCUCUGGACAUCGAGUGACCACACCAAGAAGAUCAAUCAAGCCAAAUCAAUCAGCUCAUCACUCUUUGCCAAUGGCAUCGUUUGUACCUCAUCCUCAGACAAAACAAUCAAGAUUCGCAAUAUAAUGGAUGGAAAUCUCAUUGCAACGCUCAACAACUUCCAGGGUGCCGUCAAUUGUAUUGAAGCGGUCGGUGAUCACAUGAUUGUCAGUGGAUCGAGCGAUAAGCUCAUCAGAUUGUGGGAUCUCAGACAGAUGAGCAGUCCUCUCAUUGUGAAUGCCGGACACACCGGACCAGUCAAGUGUGUCAGCUACGAGGAGAAAGGUGGAAGAAUACUGAGUGGUGGUGACGAUGGUGUAAUUAUAAUCUGGAAUCUAGAUAAUUGGUACCGUGGACGUCGUGAGUGCAUCGGUGUACCCAACCAACCGGUAAGACAAGAACCAAAUAGAAUUACUGUUGGAACCUGUCAGGAGAGUGGACGUCUCAUGAAACAUGGAAGUGGAAUUACUUGUAUCGACUCUGAUGAAGCCGGAUUCGUAAGUGGAAGUGCCAAUGGAUUAAUUUUACGAUGGGACUUUACAUAA